AUGUUCCUCACGUUGACGAUUCUCAUCUUCACCCUCUCGCAAUUCGCUAUUGCUAUCUUCGCUGCCACACAGAUGCAACAGCUUGGGUUUGUGAACAUCCUUCUCGUGACUCACGCCAACACUUGGACGGAGUGCACGACGUACUCCAUUGCGGCUGGAAUCAACAUCACCAUCGCUGCUAUCGCUUAUGUGUCGAUCCAAAAGCCUUACGUUCUCCAGAAAUACGGCCGGACGACCUUUAUGAAGGAGUUCGAGUAUUGGACCGUCAAGAGUCUAUUCGGCGCCGCCUGCUCAGCUCCGGGUUACUUCAGCUUGCUUUCUAUCGUUAAUGCGAUUCAGUCUACUAUCAUGGACGUCGACAUGAUCUGGCUAGCGGGCACCUUCAUCGUCGGAAAUCUGUACACGCUCAGCAUCCUCUUGACUGUCCAGUCCGAUCUUACUGCUAUCACUGCUUACACUGUGGGCAGUAUGGCGCCGGAGGCCCGAUCUGACAGAGGCUCCGUCGCUCACCGCUCUUCGACGGCAACUCUGACUAACGAUAGUGCACUUUGGGAGGACAUUGUCAAGGCGCAGACUACCAAGGCAGCGCUCAAUCCAGUUUCGAAGCAAGGAGUAACAACCUCCGCUCAGGAGUCUGAGGUCGGACAGAUCAAGUACGACCUCGACUACGGCAAGAUCGCUGCUGUAUAA
This is a messenger RNA of Dichomitus squalens LYAD-421 SS1, 690 nucleotides long. RefSeq lists its product as uncharacterized. Bases 1 to 690 code for a protein of 229 amino acids. Lineage: Eukaryota; Fungi; Basidiomycota; Agaricomycetes; Polyporales; Polyporaceae. The record is from RefSeq and is a predicted model, not a curated record. The transcript is spliced from 11 exons.